AUGGACUUUGAAAAGGGCUGUAUGAUUGAGUUAGAUAGUGAGGAGGAUGACGUUAAAGAAGAAGACGACAUUGAGGACGACGCCACUGCGUAUUUUAUGAUUAACGAACUGCAAGAUCAUUCCUUUAUCCAUUGGAUAAGUGGAUACCACGACGAUAUCGAUCAGGAAGGAUUCCACCACAAAUUGGAGGUAAGAGAGCUUGAUCAAUCAGAGCGCAAGGAUGGCCUCCUAGAACCUGCUUCUCAAUUUGUACUUGAACACCAUGAAGGCGAGAUUUUCCAAGGAAUUCUUCCAGAUACUGGAGCAGCAAAGGUAUCAACUGUUGGCCGACGUCAACUUGCUGCCUUACAGAGAAGCUAUCCAGAGAUUACCGUUAAUAGGACCCGUGAGAGUAUUCACUCUGAGGGUGCUGUUACCAUAACAACCCUAAUUGGUGAUGUUAAUUUUUAUAUUAUGAACACGCUAACCUCAUUCUUGCUUUGCUUAGACGAUAUGGAUAAAUAUGGCGCUUACCUAGAUAACAUUGUGAACUGCAUGAUAAAGGGAGACGUACAGGUCCCAAUUAUCAGAAAGCGAGGCCACCCAUGGUUCUUCCUUGAUAAGAAGCAAGCGCCAGUAACAUUUCUCAUAGAGAUUGAGAUGAGACGACUUCACUGUUGGUUUGGCCAUCCUGCGGUUGACCACUUACACAAGCUUUUAAAACGAGCAGGCCAUGACGAUAUGGAUUACAACAAUCUUGUAGAAAUUGAGAAGUUUUGCCAUCACUAUCAAAUGAACCAGCAGGCACCACAACACUUUAAAUUCACAUUGAAUGAUGAUCGUGAGUUUAACUAUGAGAUUGUCGUCAAUGUUAUGUAUUUAGAUGGUAAGCCAGUGCUUCAUAUUGUCAAUUGGGUGACGUCCUUCCAGGCCGCACAAUUUUUGAAGUCUUUAUCUGCGAAAGAUACAUGGGAAGCGCUCCGGGCAGUGUGGAUUAAUACUUAUCUUGGCCCUCCUGAUAUCAUCUUACACAACGCAGGAACCAAUUUUGCCGCAUUAGAAUUCAAAACUGAGGCUAAGAUGAUGGGAAUCCAAUGUCACCAAGUGCCAGUGGAAGCACACAAUGCAAUUAGGAAAGUUGAGCGUUACUAUGCACUACUGUGUAGAGCAUACAACAUUAUAUUGGUAGAACUAGGCGCCAGCGUCGAUAAGGACGUGAUCCUCUAG
Talaromyces stipitatus ATCC 10500 is the source of this 1206-nucleotide messenger RNA. RefSeq lists its product as uncharacterized. The record is from RefSeq and is a predicted model, not a curated record. The transcript is spliced from 2 exons. Lineage: Eukaryota; Fungi; Ascomycota; Eurotiomycetes; Eurotiales; Trichocomaceae. Bases 1 to 1206 code for a protein of 401 amino acids. Gene Ontology annotation, molecular function: nucleic acid binding.